AUGCUUCCCACACGGACGACAGUCCAUGUUGAGGCAGUACCGCCUCAAGGCAAAGGUAACCGGAAGGCUACGGGCAUCGUGGCUGUGUUCCAGCAGUUCUGCCUCAACACGUCCCAGCACGGCUACAAGUACAUUGCUCUGCCCGACCGUGUCUUCGUGGAAAGACUGCUGUGGGCGACGGCAGUAGCGGCAGCGCUGGUGACAUCUGCAAGCCUGGUGUGGCUGGCACUGCAGCAGCACAACUCGCGACCCACGCUAAUCGACAUCGAGACGUCGCACUACCCCGUGUGGAACUUCCCCUUUCCUGCUGUCACCGUCUGUCCCACAAACAAGGUGCACAAAGGCCAGCUGCACAGCCUCCUCAGCGAGUGGAGGAUCCCUAACGGCACGAGCCGCGAGCAGCUGCGGCGCGACGCAGCCUACGUGCCGGCGCUGCUGGGCUGGACGGCGGGCACGCAGGGCGCGCUGGCCAGGCUCGCAGCCGCCGUCUCGGCCAACAACCUCACCGUCGCCGACUUCAUGCGCAAGGUAGCCCCGCAGUGCGAUCAGGUGGUGAUCAAGUGCCAGUUCAAAGGUCUCCAGAGACACUGCCAGAAGCUCUUCAAGACCGUGCUCACCGAAUGUGGCGUCUGCUGCAGCUUCAACUACAGGGCCGCCCGUCCCGCUAUGCAACAAAGGUCUAAUAGCUGUAGUUUUCGGUAUAAACAUUUCAAAACCAUCAUUUAG
Molecule: messenger RNA, 726 nt
Organism: Schistocerca cancellata (South American locust)
Lineage: Eukaryota; Metazoa; Arthropoda; Insecta; Orthoptera; Acrididae
Product: sodium channel protein Nach-like
Exons: 4
Coding region: 1-726 (241 amino acids)
Biological process (GO): sodium ion transmembrane transport
Cellular component (GO): membrane
Molecular function (GO): ligand-gated sodium channel activity
Source: RefSeq, a predicted model, not a curated record